This is a messenger RNA of Suillus paluster, 2165 nucleotides long. RefSeq names its product PUA-like domain-containing protein. Lineage: Eukaryota; Fungi; Basidiomycota; Agaricomycetes; Boletales; Suillaceae. The record is from RefSeq and is a predicted model, not a curated record. The transcript has 3 exons. Bases 13 to 1704 code for a protein of 563 amino acids.
AGUUCUGCCGCCAUGGGAUGUCCUUCUCCAAAUAUUCUUCUUCCUCUCCUGCAUUGUCCCCUGUGCUCCCCAUCCCGUCUCCUGACGGAUCCAACCACUCUAAGAUGUGGUCACACAGUCUGUUCCUCGCAUAUCAUCUCAACUUCAUGCCCAAUCCCUACAUGUUCUUCUACUCCAGCAAAUUUCACGCCCAUUAUUCCACCUAGUUCUCGAGUCGCGUUCUUCCCAGCGGCGUCCGAGUCUCAUACCAGCUCUCCUGAAGCAGGUGAACGAAGAAUUGACGUCAGAGUGAAAAAGUUAGUGGAGUUAGUAAAAACAGCCGCAGAGGAUGAUGGCGAACAACAUGACCACCUUGUGGAGACUUAUUCCGACUCUGGAGACGAUUCCGACGGCGAACAACAUGAGCCGGUCCGUUUUCCAUCUUCAUCCUCACUAGCUAUCCGUCCCGUGACACCUACCCCUGGUCCUUCGGGCUCCACUCCUUUGAAUCAUCCAUCCUCCCCUGCGUCGUCAUAUUCUCGGCCGCGGAAGCGUCGACGUCAUUCCUUAAAUGCACAUUUUCAUUCUUCUGGCCCUGGACAUGUAUCACUAGCCGAAUUUGACAAGAGCCUCGCAACGGAAUUGAUGUGCGAGAUCUGUUUUACGCUGUUCUACCAGCCUGUCACAACGCCUUGUCAACAUACCUUUUGCUCAAAAUGCCUACAGAGGUCAUUAGAUCAUAGCAUGUUAUGUCCGCUAUGUCGCGAGGAAUUGCCUGGCUUCGCUUACUUUCAUGAACACCCGCACAACAAAGUUAUCCUUACUCUGGUGCUUAAAGCAUACCCUGAGUCCUAUGACACAAGGGGACAAGCAAUCGCUACAGAAGAGCGUGACGCGCGUUUAGAUACGCCCAUUUUCGUUUGCCAAUUAUCUUUUCCGGGCAUGCCAACGCUCCUCCAUUUGUUCGAACCGCGCUACCGGCUGAUGCUGAGGCGGUGUCUUGAGGCGCCAACACCAACUUUUGGCAUGAUCAUGCCCCCACGUGCAGCACCUGUUGCUGGUCUCGGCAUUGAUGCGGGCGCAGAAUUUGGUACCAUGCUUGAGAUCCGCAGCGUGCAGAUGCUGCCAGAUGGGCGGAGCAUGGUAGAAACUUGGGGCACGCAUCGAUUCAGGAUACUCGAACGCGGAUCCCUAGAUGGGUAUAUGAUCGGAAGGGUGGAACGGAUCGACGAUUAUGAAGACCUUCCUGAUGACUGGGAGUCUGAGAUCGAGGAGCACGUUCCUUCGUCGUCCUCUUCCGCGCCAUCCUCGUCUUCUUCUUCUAGCACCUCGAGUCACGCAGCACCAUCUCAGCAUCUUUUUUCACGCAUUAUGUCGAACCUGUCGCAACCUCCAUCACCCACCGACCCUCCUCUGAGCACUGCUGCGCUCCUUCAAACCUGUCACACAUUUCUGGAGCAGCUCCGUGCAGGCACUGCACCAUGGGUGGUUCAGCGCCUGAACCACACGUACGGUCCUCAGCCGCCUGACGAGGACCUUGAUGCGUUCUCAUUCUGGAUGGGUAUGGUGCUUCCAAUAGACGAGCAUGAAAAGGCCAAAUUACUGCCCAUUAAAAGCGCGCGACUCCGUCUGCGAAUGGUCAUGGGCUGGAUAGAACAGUUGAAUAGUAAUUGGUGGGUGAUGCACAUUAUUGUACCCCCUAUGCCGCUCUUGACUGUGACUUGAUCGUCAGGUGGUUUUCGAGUGGAUGCAUUGUAAUAUAGCCCUGUUCAUCAACAUGAUACUCCCUAGCUCAUACACCAUGGAAUCAACAUGAUCACGAUCAAGGAGAGGAAAGAAAAAUCUGGAAUUUGUUCAAUAUGCAUCACAUCGUACUCUAGUACCCACCACGUACCGUAUGCAUCCGCACUCAUUUUAUUUGCAUCACCUGUUGUAGUGUAUCCUACCCAUGUGCUCUAUUUAUUCCCAUUUGCUCUUUGGUCCUUUCAUGUGGUUUCUUUUGGGCAUCAGUUACUGGGAUUUAGACUAUUAGGCUGAUUUUUUUACCUGUUGGUCAUGGGUUACUAUAUGUCCGCUUCAAGUUACACUUGAUGGGAGUUUGACGGGUGCCUUAAGAGUCUAAGUGACAUCGGAGUCACGCCCUCAGCAGCGAAAGCGUGACACUGGCACUUCCGAAUUGCUUAUUA